AUGGCUGUCUCUUUGCCGCCCUCUCUGGGACUCAGUUCGGCCCCAGAGGAGAUCCAGCACCCGCAUAUUAAAUUUUCAGAAUGGAAAUUUAAGCUAUUCAGGGUGCGAUCCUUAGAAAAGGCUCCCCAAGAAGCUCACACGGAAAAGAAGGAGUCCUCAGAGGGGAAACUCCCUCUAGAGCAGUCUCCUUCAGACCCAGACAAGGCUGGUGAUGAGAAGCCGGCCUUGGCGCAACCAGCACUCAAGCCUCACCCUAAGUUUCUGAGGAAAUUCCAUGACGAUGAGAAGGCAAGAGACAAAGCCAUCCACCAAGCCCACCUCCGGCGUCUCUGCCGCAUCUGUGGGAAUUCCUUUAAAAGUGGGGAACACAGCAGGAGAUAUCCAGUCCACGGGCCCGUGGAUGGUAAAACCCAAGUCCUUCUACGCAAGAAGGAAAAGAGAGCCACUUCCUGGCCGGACAUCAUUGCCAAGGUUUUCCGGAUCGAUGUGAAGGCAGAUGUUGACUCCAUCCACCCCACUGAGUUUUGCCAGAACUGCUGGAGCAUCAUGCACAGGAAGUUCAGUGGCUCCCCGUGCGAGGUCUACUUCCCGAGGAAUGCGACCAUGGAGUGGCACCCCCACACGCCGUCCUGUGACAUUUGCCACCCUGCCCGCCGGGGACUCAAGAGGAAGGGUCAUGAGCCAAACGUGCAGCUCAGCAAAAAACUCAAAAUGGCACUUGACCGAGCAAGACAAGCGCGUCAGCGCAAGAAGAGGGCCCAGGCAAGGACCAGCAGCAAGGAUGUGAUGAAGCAGAUCGCCAACUGUGGUAAGAUCCAUCUGAGUACCAAGCUCCUUGCAGUGGACUUCCCGGCCUACUUUGUGAAAUCUAUCUCCUGCGGGAUUUGUGAACACAUCCUGGCUGACCCCGUGGAGACCAACUGCAAGCACGUGUUUUGCAGGAUAUGCAUUCUCCGAUGCCUCAAGGUCAUGGGCAGCUAUUGUCCCUCUUGCAGAUACCCCUGCUUCCCUACGGACCUGGAGAGUCCCGUGAAGUCCUUUCUGAGCAUCUUGAAUUCCCUGGUGGUGAAAUGUCCGGCCCAGGAGUGCGAUGAGGAGGUCAGCUUGGAAAAAUACAACCACCACGUAGCGAGCCACAAGGACUCCAAAGAGACUUUUGUGCAUAUUAACAAAGGAGGCCGGCCCCGCCAGCAUCUCCUGUCCCUGACCCGGAGGGCUCAGAAGCACCGUCUGAGGGAGCUCAAACUACAGGUCAAGGCCUUUGCUGAUAAAGAAGAAGGCGGAGACGUUAAGUCCGUGUGCCUGACCUUGUUCCUGCUGGCGCUGAGGGCGAGAAAUGAGCACCGACAGGCUGAUGAGCUGGAGGCCAUCAUGCAGGGACGUGGCUCUGGCCUGCAGCCAGCGGUCUGCCUGGCCAUCCGCAUCAACACCUUCCUCAGCUGCAGCCAGUACCACAAGAUGUACAGGACAGUGAAAGCCAUCACGGGGAGGCAGAUUUUUCAGCCUCUGCACGCCCUCCGGAGCGCCGAGAAGGUUCUCCUGCCGGGCUACCACCCCUUCGAGUGGCAGCCGCCUCUGAAGAACGUGUCUUCCAGCACUGACGUGGGCAUCAUUGACGGGCUGUCCGGACUGUCCGCCUCUGUGGACGAUUACCCUGUGGACACCAUUGCGAAGCGCUUUCGCUACGAUUCGGCAUUGGUGUCUGCUCUGAUGGACAUGGAAGAAGACAUCCUGGAAGGCAUGAAAGCCCAGGACCUUGAUGAUUACCUGAACGGCCCCUUCACCGUGGUGGUGAAGGAGUCCUGUGACGGAAUGGGGGAUGUGAGUGAGAAGCACGGGAGCGGGCCAGCGGUCCCCGAGAAGGCGGUGCGGUUCUCCUUCACAGUCAUGAGAAUCACCAUCGCCCACGGCUCCCAGGAGGUGAAGGUGUUUGAGGAAGCCAAGCCCAACUCUGAGCUGUGCUGCAAGCCCCUGUGCCUCAUGCUGGCAGACGAGUCCGACCACGAGACCCUGACGGCCAUCCUGAGCCCUCUCAUUGCCGAGAGGGAGGCCAUGAAGAGCAGCCAGUUGAUGCUGGAGAUGGGAGGCAUCCUCCGGACUUUCAAGUUCAUCUUCAGGGGCACCGGCUAUGACGAGAAGCUUGUCCGUGAAGUGGAAGGCCUCGAGGCAUCCGGCUCCGUCUACAUCUGCACCCUGUGCGAUGCCACCCGCCUGGAGGCGUCUCAGAACCUCGUCUUCCACUCCAUAACCAGAAGCCAUGCCGAAAACCUGGAGCGCUAUGAGGUCUGGCGAUCCAACCCCUACCACGAGUCUGUGGAAGAGCUCCGAGAUCGGGUGAAGGGGGUCUCGGCCAAGCCCUUCAUCGAGACGGUCCCUUCCAUCGACGCCCUCCACUGUGACAUUGGCAAUGCGGCCGAGUUCUACAAGCUCUUCCAGCUGGAGAUUGGGGAGGUGUACAGGAACCCCAAUGCCUCCAAGGAGGAGAGGAAAAGGUGGCAGGCCACGCUGGACAAGCAUCUCCGGAAGAAGAUGAACCUCAAGCCCAUCAUGAGGAUGAAUGGCAACUUUGCCAGGAAGCUCAUGACCAAAGAGACUGUGGAGGCCGUUUGUGAGUUGAUUCCCUCCGAGGAGAGGCACGAGGCUCUGCGGGAGCUGAUGGACCUUUACCUGAAGAUGAAGCCCGUGUGGCGAUCGUCAUGCCCGGCUAAAGAGUGCCCAGAAUCCCUCUGCCAGUAUAGUUUCAAUUCCCAGCGUUUUGCUGAGCUCCUCUCCACCAAGUUCAAGUAUAGGUACGAGGGCAAGAUCACCAAUUAUUUUCACAAGACCCUGGCCCACGUCCCUGAAAUUAUUGAGAGGGAUGGCUCCAUCGGGGCCUGGGCAAGUGAGGGCAACGAGUCUGGCAACAAACUGUUCAGGCGCUUCCGGAAAAUGAAUGCCAGGCAGUCCAAGUGCUACGAGAUGGAAGACGUCUUGAAACAUCACUGGCUGUAUACCUCUAAAUACCUCCAGAAGUUUAUGAAUGCUCACAAUGCAUUAAAAAACUCCGGGUUUACUAUAACCUCGCAGGAAAGUUUAGAGGACCCAUUAGGCCUAGAGGAUUCGCUAGAAACUCAAGAUUCAAUGGAAUUUUAA
Pipistrellus nathusii (Nathusius's pipistrelle) is the source of this 3132-nucleotide messenger RNA. NCBI's taxonomy places the organism in Eukaryota, Metazoa, Chordata, Mammalia, Chiroptera, Vespertilionidae. The record is from the annotation of a GenBank genome assembly.